Gastrolobium bilobum is the source of this 879-nucleotide messenger RNA. RefSeq names its product probable E3 ubiquitin-protein ligase RHC1A. Lineage: Eukaryota; Viridiplantae; Streptophyta; Magnoliopsida; Fabales; Fabaceae. The record is from RefSeq and is a predicted model, not a curated record. Gene Ontology annotation, molecular function: ubiquitin protein ligase activity. Gene Ontology annotation, biological process: protein ubiquitination. The transcript is spliced from 2 exons. Gene Ontology annotation, cellular component: cytoplasm. The coding region runs from base 1 to 879 and encodes 292 amino acids.
AUGUCAUUAAGCCCUCCAAGAGAGAGAAGCAAUGGCCAACCCAGGAGGAACUUCCAACUCUACUGGUGCUUCCAGUGCAAUCGCAUGGUUCGGUUCGCACCCGAUAACCCCUCCGAGAUCACGUGCCCGCGAUGCUUUGGCCAAUUCAUCUGCGAGUUAAACAUGCCAAGGCCAAGACUCGUCGUGGAUUUCACCGCCCACGAUCCUUCCCCAGAAGCGCGUUUGCUGGAAGCGCUUUCUCUCAUGCUGGACCCACCCAUCCGACGUCGCUUCGCCGACGAAGGCGAAAACGAAACCCAACGCCCACGCCCACGCCCACGCUGGGUUCACCGGCGGCCCCACACAGCAGAACCAGACCCAAUUGGCGAGAGAGUCAGUCCUAUCCCACGCGGUGUCGAUUCAAGAGACUACCUUUUCGGGCCAGGUCUGAACGAACUCAUAGACCAGUUGACGGAGAAUGACCGGCAGGGUCCGCCGCCGGUGCCGGAAAGUGCUAUCAACGCAAUCCCCACGGUGAAAAUAUUGAGCACGCAUUUGAAGGAGAAUUCUCAUUGCCCUGUUUGCCAAGAGGAAUUUGAAGUUGGUGGCGAAGCAAGGGAACUUCCAUGCAAGCAUAUAUACCAUUCUGAUUGCAUUGUUCCUUGGCUUAGGCUUCACAAUUCUUGCCCCGUUUGCCGGGUAGAGGUUCCGGUGGUGUCCGAUAAUGAAGAAGAAGAAGAGAGUAGUGAGGGUGGAGAAGGCAGGUUCAGGAGGUGCUUGAGGUGGACACGCCUUGCUUCUCUUUGGCCCUUUCAUGGAAGGUAUCAUCAUCGACGGGUUCAUCCUGGAGGUGGAAGAGGCAAUGUUGCUGCUGCUGAUUCUUCAAGGGGUGAUAAUUAA